This is a messenger RNA of Bufo bufo (common toad), 3702 nucleotides long. It is a transcript of the gene HERC6, whose product is annotated as HECT and RLD domain containing E3 ubiquitin protein ligase family member 6. The record is from RefSeq and is a predicted model, not a curated record. Gene Ontology annotation, molecular function: ubiquitin-protein transferase activity. Lineage: Eukaryota; Metazoa; Chordata; Amphibia; Anura; Bufonidae. The transcript is spliced from 23 exons. The coding region runs from base 104 to 3172 and encodes 1022 amino acids.
CUCACAGGGUGGAGACUGAUGUGAUAGAGGAGGACAGCUGCAUUUAUCAGUGUGUGGUGAGAGAGUCAGGGCUCCACAUCACAGGCACAUACAUCUAGCAAACAUGUACUGCUGGGGCAACAACAGAUCUAGGCAGCUGGGUCUUGAAGACAAAGGAGAGGAAGAUGUUGACUUCACCGAAAAUGACUACUUUACUAACCAAGUGGGUGUACAAAAGGUGGCAUGCGGAGGAAGACAUACACUUUUCCUCCAGGAAGAUGGCAUUGUUCUUUCCUGUGGUCAGAAUGACUAUGAACAGCUGGGCAGGAGGACUGACACGAGCUCCUUAGGACAAAUCCAUUCCCUGGAAGCCCAGACAAUUGUGGAUGUGAGCUGUGGGUCUAACCACUCUGUGGUAAUUUGCAGUGACGGAAAUAUAUUUACUUGGGGUGGAGGGUCACAAGGACAACUUGGAUCAGGACAAUUUCCUCAGAACUCCCGUAUUCCUAGAAAGAUAACCGUAUUGUCUGACAUAAGAAUAAUACAAAUAUCCUGUGGACAUUUCCAUACAGUUGCCCUUUCAGAAGAUUGCAAUGUUUUUUCAUGGGGAAAGAAUGAUUUCGGUCAACUGGGGCUGGGCAAAGAGAUGCCUAACCAAGCCAUCCCUCAAGUUGUGAAGUCUCUGAAAGGCGUUCCUCUGCUUCAAGUCUCCGCAGGGGGUUCUCAGAGUUUUGCUCUGUCAAUGUCAGGAAUUGUGUUUGGAUGGGGAAAGAAUAAUGCAGGACAAAUAGGACUUCAGAGUGACCCUCUAAAAGCAGGUGUCUUUAAACCACAUGCAGUAAGUUCUUUGAGAGAUAAAGGUGUUAUCUAUAUCAGUUGUGGAGAUGAACAUACUGCCGUACUAAGCAAGGAGGGCACUGUAUACACUUUUGGAGAUGGAACACAAGGACAGUUAGGGAAGAGUUCUAUUACUCACACUUCUGUGCCUCAGAAGAUAGAAGAAUAUGAAAGGCAGGUUUCACAGAUAGCCUGUGGAAGCUAUCACACACUUCUAUAUGUUCUCACGUCUAAUCAAAUUGUAUCCUUUGGUCAUGGAAUACAAGUGAAACUAGAUGAUCAUCCACCAGAAGUCCCAUUGGAAGCUGACAUUGUGUUCACUUCAAAAGACCUCAAGGACAUUUCUUUAAAGCAGAUCUUUGCUGGGAACAAUGUCAGCUUUGCAACCUCCACUCUGCAACCACAGACCCAUACUAUUACUCUAUUGACUGAUAACUUACAAAAAAUUUGCCGACUAGACAGCACUGUCAUAAAGAAGUGGAUAGACACUAAACCUGGAAUAUCAAAGCGUCAGGAUGCAAAAAGGGAAAUAAUCCAAAUAUUUUCGGCACCUGCUUGCCUGACUGCAAGUUUUUUAAAGAACCGAGGUCCUUCAUCUGACCCAUCUGCUCCAAUAGUGGACCUUCAGGUUGCAAAUGAACUCUUUACAACACUAUGCCAACACAAGUGGAUUGCUGACAUUAUAUGCUCCAGUUUGAAAAAUGAACUGAUCCCAGCAACUGAGAGUCUCCCAAAUCUUUUUGAGGCUCUGUCUGUGUUUCUUUUAAUCCCAGAAUGUCCUAUAAUGCAGGAUGCCAACAUCUGCUUGCCACUGGCAUCCUCUUUGGUACAGGCUAUCAACAGUCUCAGCUCAAAUGCUCUAAAAAUGUUGGAGACAUUAUGGUCAUCUUUGCCUGAAUCUUCUCUGACAAAGCAAGUCCAGAUGUUUAAAAUUGCCUUGGUAUUGAGUGUAUUCAAUGAUAACAAGGAGUCUAAGAAAAAUAUACUCGAAGUACUAAAGCGGCUUUAUAAGGCAAACAUGAAAGCUGGUUAUAAAGUACCAAUAAACUACUUCUGCGUGCCUGAAGUUUCCAAUGUAAUCAUCAUCCCUGUUGAUCUUAAGAACUGGAGGAUCUAUCAAAGACAAACUGAGGCUAAUGGCACCAUACUACCUGAAAUAUAUUGUCGUUAUCCAUUUAUCCUUACAUUUGCCACCAAGAUUCAGUAUUUGCAUUUCGAUGCAAUAGAGAAGAUGAAUAAAGAAAAGGUACAAGCCAACCAAGUGCUUAUGAUAAACAGAUUGCUGGGCAGUAGUGAAACCCCCAGAAUACCUAUUUUACAUCUCAAACUCAGACACCAACAUCUAGUGGAAGAUGCACUGAAGAAGUUAAGCGUGGUGGAAGACUGUGACCUACAAAAGGAAUUACAGGUGGAAUUUCACGGUGAACCUACAACUGAUCCCCUAGCAAACAUGGCAGAGUUCUUCCUUUUAGUGGCUGAAAAGAUGGUACAGCCUGACUAUGGUCUGUUCACUUGUACUGAUCCACUACUACCAGUGUGGUUUCCGAGUCAUCCAUUAGCGGACAAAAAACUGUAUUAUCUCUAUGGCAUUAUGUGCGGGCUGGCAAUUUUUAACCAGACUGUUAUUUAUCUGCCAUUCCCAUUGGCUUUGUUUAAAAAACUUCUGGGUAAAAAAAUUACUCUAGAGGACUUAAAGGAGCUACAACCUACCAUGGGAAGGAGUAUGCAGAGUCUAUUGGAUACUGAAAAUGAAAAGGAUGUGGAGAGGCUAGAUCUGUAUUUCACUCUCUCCUGGGAAAACCAAACCAUAGAACUGAUCCCCAAUGGAGCGACAGAGCGUGUGACCCAUUUAAACAAGCACAACUAUGUCACUAAAUGUGUGGAGUACAUUUUCAACACAUCAGUGGCUGUCAUGUUUGAGGAGUUCAGGAAAGGCCUGUACAAAGUCUGCGACAAAGAUAUCCUCUUAUUUUUCCAGCCGGAACAACUGAUGUCUCUUGUCGCUGGUCACGUUAAUUAUGACUGGACUGUAUUUGAAAAGACUACCAUUUACUCUGGAAAGUAUUCUCCCACAUAUCCAACUAUCAUCAUGUUUUGGAAUGUUUUCCACCAACUACCACUGGAAAAAAAGAAAGCGUUUCUCUAUUUCAUAACAGGAAAUGACAAAAUCCCAGCGUUCAGGCUCCAGCAUCUCUGUAUGAAGAUCUCCUCGUUUGGUGUCCCAAGUGAAAGCUAUCUUCCGGAGGCAAAUACCUGCUCUCAGCUACUACUCCUUCCUGAAUACUCAAGCAGUGGCGUGCUGCGCAGAAAGCUUCUUCUAGCCCUCGAGAACAACAGAGGCUUUGAAAAAAAAUAGAAAGCCUGUUGUCUUCAGCCUGUAUUGUCACAAGUGGUGGCUUCUCCUCUACUUCAGUAACAGACAGGGUGAUGUGUUCUGCUUAAACUCUGUGCAGGGUUGCCAACCGUCCAGAAAUUAUUGGACAGUCCAUAAAAAUAAGGGGAAUUUUUCCAGUGUCUGUCUGUAAAAAAAAAUUUGAUGUGUCCUUGAUUUUUUUUUUUUCAGGCUGGUGUUACUUGAUCAGGUCCCUUUAAUUGUAAUUCUUAGCAUUUUUCUUUUCAAAUGAUUUUUAUUAGAUUUUUCAAGAUAUAAUCAUACAUAACAAUGAAUCCAAAUUAUGUAUAAAGUAGUAAUGUUUAAAAAUUACAAGUUUUUACAUUGCACUAGAGUAAUGGUAAAUAUACAUGCAACGUUAAGAUGAAGCGAAAAUUUUAUACAGUUUCAAUUAUACAAUAUAAAAUAUAUGAAAUAAGUUCAAAGUACAUCAUAAACACAAUGACACAAGUUGUGUCCAAAAUGUUCUUUUCAUUAAUAGAGAGGUAGUUGUC